Messenger RNA from Porites evermanni, 10541 nucleotides. Lineage: Eukaryota; Metazoa; Cnidaria; Anthozoa; Scleractinia; Poritidae. The record is from the annotation of a GenBank genome assembly.
AUGGCGUCUUUCCGUAUUGAAGACAUUUUGGCCCGUCCGCACGGACCGGCGUCACACAGUUCUGGUCGGUCGUCCGAAAGUGGCAGUGGAAUUGGCGUGCCUACUCCGAUCCCGAGUUAUCAACAGCUGAGCUUUGGUGUGGAACAAAUAUUAAGCAGGCACGACAACGAACAAAGAGAACCACGACUUCCACUGCUAGGUAAGAGAUUCAAGGAAGCUAAGCAGUGCUCGAGCAACCAUGAAUUCUUUUGUACAUGUACAUAAGUCACCAUCGUUUUGCAUCAUGUUAUUAAGAAGGAUAUGUUUUAUUUUGUACAGCUCGAUGGGGCAGGUAUUAAGUGUAUUUCUCUCAUAAAUGUAUCAUAAACGAUUUAAUGGAUUUUGACAGAGUAUGAGCGAAAAUUUCACAGAUUGGCACAUCAUGGAAAGAGUAACCAGACAUGCGAUGAACUUUUCACGCUUUACGGUGUUAUCUCUCUGAAUGAUACAAAAAAGGGUAAAAUUAGAUUGUUUAUAACCGGUUUCAGCUAAUCAUGUAGAAAUAUGGCUUGUUGAUAGGAACUCAUAUGUCGCGAAGGUAAUAAUAUAUUUUAGAAUUUUUAAGCAUUUCUGGCUAGAGAUGGAGUAUGUUGGUACAGAACAGAGAAAUCAGACACAGCUUUUACUGAUCAUUAAACCGUCUUGGCGACACUUUCAUUUGAAAAGCGGAGCGUAUUGCAGCCAUUAAUUAAAGAAAUACCAUAGCACUGCUAUUCUUUCGGGUAUCCAAAACAGUUAUAAUGUUUUGGCCUUAUCUCGUAAAUAUCAAAUCAAACCACAGGUGAACAGGCCAUGGUGAAAACAUUGAAUGCUUUGAGUUGUUUAUUCACGAAUCAAUUAGAGCGAUUUGUCGGAUAUGCUUUCCAAGGUUGUUAUCUAGUAGAGAUCGUAGAACAGAAAAAAAAAAAACAAAACAAAACAACUGUUCAAGGAGGGGGGCUACCCUUAAAAGCUUAAAAAUGUAAUUUAAAAUCUUAAACGUGCUAAAAAGGGGCUUACUAGACCGAUCAAACAACGGAAAUAGUAGUGUAUUCAUUGUAUCAAAGAGAUAUUUGCGGAAGUUGCGCUCUUGUGCGAAUAAAACUAUUGGAGUGGAUAUCGCUCUACAGAAGAAAAGACCAGAAAUUUGCUCUCGUCUUUCGUCGGCAAAUAGUUUUUCUAGAUUCAGUGCGCAGUUUACUUACGAAUUUUUCAUACCGACUUGUUAUCCCUGUCAAACGGAAAGCAUAUUCCUCAUGAUCUGCUAGUCACUGACAGUUUUUGGAGGGAACUUUUUCAGCAAGCUGUAUUUGUGUACUCAGUUUGUGAAGGCGACGCAAGAUACGAAAUUACAGAGUAAAAAUGACUUGGCGCUAUGUAACGUUUACAAUUGGGUGCUAAACGUUAGGUUCAAAUGGUGAUUGUAAAUCAGUGAAAAAGAAAAGCUAACAAUAAACAGUUUAAAAAUUCGCAGUCGAUCUUAUAUUGUAGUUUCCCAUGGACUUGCUGAUUAUGUACAAUCUCAAAAUAUUCUGACAUUCGAACAGAUCAAUUCAUAGAAACUAAUAAAACAAAUUUAUGUCACUGGUUUACUUUAUUAAGUGAUAUGAUAGCGUGAAUCUCGUCUCGUGAGAUUUCAAAUUGACUGGUUCUUAUUCAUGAUUACAACGAUGCUGUUUCACAAAAGAGGUGAAGUGAAAACCGGAGCAAUUAUAGUCAACGAAAAAGAAAUCAUCGCGUUUCACUCUAGUUUGCUUCGAUGAUUCUUUUCCUUUUUCCUUUCAUUUUUAAAGCUUCCAAAAAGACUACGAAAGAGUGUUCUGUAAGGACUACUCAACAAAAAGAAAUAACUGUUAUUUCCAAAUAGAAAUAACAGCCAUUUGUUUUUGUUGAGCAGUUCUUUAGAUCAUCUUAAAGACAUCUCUCCCGUAUGCCGACGGUUUUUCUUCAGGCUUCGUCUGCAGUUCAUGUUUCAGUCACCAUGGCCUGACAAAUCUAUCAAUUUCAUUUGUCGAUGCCUUUGAAUCAAACUUCCGACGUAAUUUUAUUAAUUUGGCAGGGCGUGAAAACCAUUUACGUUGCCAAUAAAGAAAAGAUAAUCAAAAUUGGAAUCUGGAGUUAAACUUCAGAGAGUUUUUCCUUGAGUUACAUUUCCGUUUUCACGCCCAAGGAAAAUAACGAAUUGAAGGCUCUGGAAAGUGAAUAGUUUUGGGGUGUGGGAAAGAAAGGAAGAAAGAAGUUUAGAAUUUACAAAUUAAAAAAGAGGGGAAAAACAUUUUCUGCGAGUUUCUUUCUCACUACUGAAAUUUCAACUGAAAAUACGCCCAAAAGAUGAAUUGUUCAUAACUUUAUCAUACAGUAAACUCCAAUCCCUAAAGUACCAACUUUCGACCAUCCCUUUAUGGGCUUUUCUUUGAAUAAAUUUUAUUUCACCCACUCGCAAGCGACUCAAUUGCUGAAGCAAACAGAGACAAUGUGUUGAAACAUCGAAGAACUAUAUAUGAUCUUAUAAACGCUUUUAUAAUCUACUAACCUAGCAAGAUCCAUUUUAACUACGUGUAUGGGGCGAUGUCAGUUUGUAAUAACUACAAACCUGGUUUAUCGGUAAACUGAUGAAAUGAUCGUAUAUUUGACAUCUAUUUAAGAGUGAAGCCUUGUAACUAUCAAUUCUCAGUUUUCUAGGAGUAGGAAUAAACCUUGCCGUCCUUUAAUGGUAGUGUGUUUAGAGCAGUUUUGUAGUUUGUAUCUGUAUAGAAAGUGUUUUUUGGUAAACUUGAACGGGAGAGAAUGAGCCAUGAUUUUUGUCUGAUGAAUAGACAAAGAGUCAUCUUACAUCUACUGUACUAUGGCUUAAAGCUACUGUUAGUUUGAAACAGUGUCAUACUUAAUUAAAGGGCCAACUAUCCAGCCGAAAUUUCUUUUCAUGCAAGGCAAUACUCGAAGUAAAUUUAAUAUAUGUCUUUCGCAUUUGUUUUCAAAAUAUAGUCUCUUAGCCAUUGUUUUUUCUUAAGGCACACAUAAGAAAGUUUGCAACUUGCAACCAGGCGAAUGAGUUCUUUUCGCCAAUCUUCUACUAGCUAUAUUAAUGCCUAGACUGAAUAGUAGAAAGGAACACGUUUCGAGAGGGUCGUUCUCAUUUUCUGUAAAUCUCACUUGUUUUUAGUUCAACACUUCAAAAAUACGAUAGCACAAACAGAGCCGACUAGAAACAGUGUCUUUUUUAACGAGUUGUAUGAUAACAAACAACGCAUAAACUCUGUUAAAGGUUUUACCGGAAUUCAAAACACCAAAGACUAAAUCCGUCUGGCGUUAAAAGAGGUUGCAAGUUUAAGUCAAAACAUAUCAAGUUGAUAUCAAGAGAUUUGUUUUUGAAAUCUUCAAGUUCUAUCGAGCAUUUGUUGGCCGCCAAUGACUGAGAACUAUCAUUAUUCUAAUAGGUAAAAUAGAUUGUUUAGCCUAUAUAGACCAUCUAUUUAUCCGCUAAACGCUUAAAAUACUUGAUCAGUACUUUCGAUCACAAAAAAACAUACGACGGGCAUUAUUGGACUUGCAAACACAGCAUGGGAUCGUUCCAGGCAAAGGCUUUCAAAACACGAGAUUUAAUACCAUCUUUUAUUUUCCCUUCCUUCGUUAAGAAAAAAACAGCUGGUAUUUCGCUCCAUUCUAUAAAUUUAUCACUUUAUUAUUAUCGCCCUUGCGGUGACAAAUAACAACUCUCAAUAAAGUUGACGACAGCCGCGCGAUCGCUAUGUCGUGAAGGACCGAGGGAUAGUCUAAAAUCUCAAGCAUCGUUUUUUUUUUUUGCGCAAUGGAGGAAACGAAAAAUGCUGUAGAUUUUUUAGGGUUGACACAUUCAAGUGGUAAGAGGUUUCUGUUAGUGCUGUAUUGCAUUUCUAACCAAACCCAAAAGCCUUAUUUCUUCUAAUAGCUGUCAAAGCAGUUAUCAAAGCGCCACGCCCAACAUAAGUUCAAACAAAACUUGCGUACACAAAUCAUCCCAUCCGACUUGCGAAAAAUGGAUUAGAUGGCAAUUCCUUUGUGCUGGGGAGAGAACAUCACCCGGAAUAAGUAGAAAAGAGAAUGAAGUUCAAGUUAAAUGAAAUCAAUGGGCGACACUCCAACAAUAGCUAAACAAAAGAGUCGCCCCAAUAGAUUGAAUCAGUUUUCUAAAAUCCAUUUACUUGUUUGCAUUGCUUUUUUUAUGAAUGCGAUAAAAGCUGAGAUGGACAUCAUUCGUCAACGUAUCGGAAAGACAAAUAUUUUUACUGCAUAACAAAACUAUUUUCCUUUCAAAACUCACAAAGGACUAUUUAUAACAUACAUCACGAGAACUUUCUGGGUAGCGUGAGAAAGGUUUCUCGAUUACAUGAAUAUCUUAUCAAACUCGUUUAGUUUUUAAUUCCCUAAUACCACUUAAUUUUAACUAAAGAAUCCUUUUCCAGUGUAGUUUUCUUUGGCCUUGCAAGAAAGACGUCAUUGAUGUCGAGAGAAAAGCUUUUUCGUGAAUGGAGCCCCACGUGUUUUUAAAAGUGCAUAACACGUUUCUGGAGGACUUUUUAAAAAGAUGUUGUUUUCAGUACAUAGGCAGGAUAAUAGGGUUACUGUAAGCUUUCAGUGUAAUUUGUAGUGUCUUAAAACAGUUAUUCACAAAUCUCUAUUAAACUGCUUGUGGUAAUUCUUUUUACAUUUGAUAUUUUCUUCAAUGAAUAUAAGCCACCCGCAAGAUAAUUAGUACAGUUCAAUCAGACAAUAAUGCUAUAAUCAGCCAUUCAUAUCUAGCAAAUCUUUCACACAUCAUGUCUAUUGUCUUUAAAUUAGAGGAGAGCCGAAAAUUCAAGGAGCCAGUAUAAAGCAAUGUAUCAUCAACAACUUCAUUUGCACUACUAAUUGAGCAAAAGAACACGAUUAAUUAAGGGGAUGAUUCCAAUUUCUUUGUUACCAUCAACAACAAUAGCAUUCUUUUGCUAGCUUUUCUUGUUUUCCUUCUUGCUUAUUAUAAUGUAAGGUUAACAUUGGCAGCUGGGGGACUAUAGAUGUUAUCGAGGGUGAGUUAUUUUUUCAAAUUUCUCCCACCCACGAAGGGAAAGUGAACUCGGCAAUACGUCAUGAAAUGUUUUCGUAAUGAGAUAAGCACGGUAAUGCCAGCCUGAAGAUGCGGUCAAUAUCAGCAAUAUCUUGAUAUUUCAAAAACAACAAGUGAAAGAAAGUAACUUUGUCUGUUGUUUUUUCGAUCAUGCUCCAACGACGGAAAUUAAACGAGAGGCGAUUAACCUCACAAAGUGCCGCUUCCCUAGCUGGUGUGUAUUAAAGAAGGAAGAUUUUGCUUCACGGUAAACAAGUGAAAAAUAGCUUUUCACCUGCAUUACAGUGUUUGCUUCUCACAGGAGUUACUCAUUUACACCCACUGAGUCAACUAAAGAGAUAUAAGAGGCAGCCCUUACUUUUUGACUAGCCUGUGGCUUAAAUCCUAAAGAUUGACCAUUCAAAUAAAAGCUGCUGAGCAGUAUUUUGCUGUGGUACUGUUUAUUAUGCUGAACAAGCUGGUUCUAACUUUUGAGUCUGUGGAUGAAAUCCUAUGGUGUGACCAUUCAAAUGAAAGCUACUGAGCAGUACUUUCCUGCGGUACUGUUUAUUAUGCUAUACAAGGUGGUUCUAACUUUUGAGUCUGUGGAUGAAAUUCUAUGGUGUGACCAUUCAAAUGAAAGCUACUGAGCAGUACUUUCCUGUGGUAGUGACACCCUCUGUAACAGACCCAGUGCAAUCUAUCUCUUCACUGGGUUCUCGGAGUAAAGGUCACUGGGUUGGUCUAUUUUCCACUUGUUUUUUCGUCUUAGUUGUGUACUUCCCAUAAAAGAAGAAAGAGGUGGCAGGCCUUACAUCUUUAGCGACAUAAAAACUUUGAACAUCUUUAACAUGUUGCUGUAGCGAGAAGAACUAAAAAAUUUACACUUUUUUAUGCGAGACAGAUUACCUUUACCCUCGGUAUUUUGUUUUUGUCAGAUGGUAAUAAUGUUUCGUAUUUUUGUUUCCUUUAAACAAACAUGACCAACGAAAUACUCUUGUCUUGUAGAAAAAAAGUCGUGAUAGAAAGUGACCGGGGAAGCAAAAAAUAAGCCGGGUAGAAACAAACUAUUCGCCGGGUCUCGGAGAGGCUAAAUUAUCACCGGGUAGACUGAAUUUAAACCACUGGGUAGGGUUUCACUGGGUCUGUUACAGAGCGGUGUGUACUGUUUAUUAUGUUGUACAAGGUGGCUCUAACUCUUGAGUCUGUGGAUAAAAUCCUAUGGUGUGACCAUUCAAAUGAAAGUUACUGAGCAGUACUUUCCUGUCGUACUGUUUAUUAUGCUGUACAAGGUGCUUCUAACUUUUGAGUCUGUGGAUGAAUUCCUUUGAUAUUACUGCUCACAUGAAACCUCUUCGACAGAGCUUUUCAGCAACUCUUGCUUGGCAUUGUACAAACAAAAAAUCAAAUUUUCCUUUCAUUGUAAAUUGGGGUUGAAAAGGUUGAUGCAAAGGUUGCCCACAAAAAUCAUCACUUCAAAAUUGAAAACAUGAAGUUUGUCAGUAUCAAAACAUGCAGGCUCAAACGGAUAUCCCUUUCUCGGCCCCCUUUAUGAUCAACAGUGUCAUGCCCCGUGAAAGGGAAUUUGGAUUCCGGAAUACGGGACAUUGUUACUCGUGGAAUCCGGAAUCGGAAUCCUGGGCUUUGGAAUCCGGAAAACAACUCAAGAAAUUCGAAUCUCAAAACGAUAGGAAUCCGGAAUCCAAGAUCUACUGACAAAGACUGGAAUCCAGUACGUAGAAUCCGGAAUCCCCGGCUUGGAGUCCACAAUCCAAGACUGUCUUGGAUUCUCUGACAUGGGGCGAAGUGUCGCAACAGUAUGAAAAAGCUAAGAAAUACACCAUGACAUCUAAGAACUUUCGCGGAGUAUUUAAAAGUGUUUCAAUUUGUUUUAACAUUUCGUGUAAUAAAACUAAAUCUAGUGAGAAAUCUUUGAUAAGUAAUUAACUGAAGAACAUUAUGCUUUAGAUAGCUAAGGAAUCUCUUAUGUCUGACUUACAUAGGUAGCCAUAGUUUUGAUUCCUUGGAAGCCUAAGCUUAUAACGAAGAUGAAAUCAUUUUGAUGACAGCUUCUUUUCUGUGGUACUUUUUUUCACAAGUAUACCAUGAAACGUCGACUUCAAAAUUUGAACGAAAUUUUCCUGUGGUAAUUUUUGCAGUACUGUACAAGAUCUGAGGUAGUAUGAAAUUACACACGUCUCCACCCCCUUACCUGUGGGGGAAGGGGGGGGGAGAGAGGGGGGGGAAAGUCUGCUGGGAGGGUUACCCUCUUUCCGGGAAAACUUUUCUCCAGAAACGCGGCUUGGUUCGUCCCUAGUCUCUCUCCGUUGUCUCUUAAGAUUAAAUAUUAUUGAGGGAAGUGCGUGGGAGAUGCGAUCGCGGAAAGAUGAGAAGCAACUUUCCCUUGAUACUGUUUCCAUAUUGUUCUACAGAAAAUGCUAAAAUCUCUCUUUAAGAAAAAACUGUUCAAAGUAACCGCUUAUUGACUGAGAGGUCGUGCUUUUAACUCUUGACAUCAUCUUGUGUCUCCCGCGUGGCCCUCCCACGGCAGAGACACACUUAUCUACUUGCCUGAAUGAACCAGCAACAAAAGCAACAAAAUUUGAAUGCUAAACGUAUGCAUUGCUUAAAGAAAAUAGCCUUGCACACAACGCCCAGUUGUUGGAAGGCCGAUUAGCGGUAAUCCGGGGUUAAAUUUUAAUCCGCAUGUUAUUUUCUUUAGUUCAAAAGCAUUUUCUGGGAUAAUUUUCUGGAUUCUUUGUAGAGCAUCCAAUCAUCAAAUUGUACACAAAAUGAAUUAAACUUCAUUUGCUUUUCAAACCUUCAUAUCUGAAUCCAAAUUUAGAACUAAACCCUGGGUUGUCUUAACCCAGGGAAGAGCCCGGCGCAUGAUCAGGGCCCAGUUGUUUGAAGGCCGAUCAGCACUAACCUGGGGUUAAGUUUUAACCUGGGUCUCCUUUUCUUUUCAUCAAAAGCAUUUUCUCGGACAAUUUUUGCUAUUCUAUUUACAGCAUCCAAUCAUCAAAUUGUAGACAAAAGGAAUUAAACUGAAUUAGCUUUUUAAGCUUUCAUAUCUGAAUUCAAAUUUCGCACCAAGUCUGGGUUAUCUUAACCCAGGUUGAAGAACCCGGCCCAGGAAUAUAAUUUCCAAGAAACGCACAAUGAGGACAAAAAGGGAAAUACUACGUUCUUGGACCAAAUACAUACCAGUGAGCAUUUAUCCGGUUAAGGUCUGAUUGUCUUCAUUGAUAUUUUGCUUAGGGGCAUAUUCAGUGGUUCCUAACACAUGUGAUCAUCUUCACGCGACAUAUUGGACUUCACCGUACUUCACCGCACACCCCCAACCAUUCCUGUGUGGAUCUUUACUUCAUCCUACUUGUGACACGUGUCACACCCACAGCCCUUACUCAUACAGCUCGAUAUCCGGUAAGAUAUGGCAUUUAUUACCUGUAAAGUAGAUAAACCGAGUCAAUUGAGGAUGAAGGUCCCUUAUCCUCUCUUUACCAAGUACAACUCAUGCCCGCAUUUUUAUGCGUAUAAAAUCUGUUCAGCGCCAAACAAAACGGAGCUUAAACAGCCACGACCACGACGACAACUAAGGGCCUUUUUACAUGGAGGUGGGGGACCUCAGGUAGGUGAGGUGACAUGUGGCGGGUAACCCCACCUAUCAUGUAAACGUGAUCAAAUUGAAAUGAGAGAUUAUAUGGACAGGCGGGUUACCCCACCUACCUGGGGUCCCCCACCUCCAUGUAAACAGGCCCUAAAUUGCCCAAAAAGCAAUUGGUUUUAUGAGCAAAACAACGGCUCUGCACGUGCAUCACGCUUUUUUAGUACAUUUCGUUCACGUCCACUGCACCACUACGAUUUGAAACCUCCUAAUGCGACGUUUUAUGGAGGACCUGAACAUACCACGAAAAAUUUCCCUUUCUCUUUUUGAACCUGGAUAAAGUCCUUAAGAAUUCAACUCCAGGAAAAUUGCUUACAUUUGACACAUUGAAAGGUUCCAAAUAGACGCGAUGAAGUUUGAAAAACUUAAAUUCAUUUUUUAAAGCGACUUUGUCACUGCCGCCGUCGUGGUCGUUGCUUAUGCUCCACACACAGUUGGUAUUCGUUCUUAUAUGGUUGCAAUUCGGGUACAGCUGUUUCGAGAAAGGUUGUAGGAAGAAAUGCGCACGCGACAAUCCCGAAAGGUAAUAUGGUAUAUGAUCAAUACACUGUUCCUAACGACUGAAGCUGUCGAACCUACUUUUGUUGCUUUCCUUUAGUACUCUCAAACAUAUGUCCGUGGCCUUCCGUACCAUUCUUUCAAAUUUCUUUGAAGAACAGUGUCCUCAAAGGCACCCACAAUACCUUUCGGGAUUGUCGCGUGCACUUUUUCCGACAAGCUUUCUCGAAAUAGCUUUAUAUUAUUAUCACGCUUGUCACAAAGCGUGGUAGAUCAAGAACAACAACGUUGUUAGAUGUUACGUUACCUUGAUGUCACCUCCUUAAUCAAUAAUAGGCUAUUGUCCCACUCACAUCAAAGCUUAAACACGUUUAAAAACUGUUUACUUUAACUCGUAUCAAAUUUUUUUGUUAAAAAAGUUGUUUACUGUGCUUUGAUUGAUAGCAAAUUUAGUGUAAAAUAGAUUGUACAAUUUUAAGUCAACUUAAGACACAUUUUUGGACAAAUCCAAAAGGACAAUGACAAAAAGUAAAAAAUAUGGUUCAAAUUAGUUUGUACAAAUCGACCACACUUACCCCGUACAAAUGCAAUUAUAGAUGGAAACGAGGAUGAAUUUGACCUUGUUUUAGUACAACCCUACCUGCUUCCUUGAAAUUAUGUUGUUCUUAUGUUAAACAAUAUUUUUCAAGCAUAAUUUCGGCAAGAAAACAAAGGAGGUUUCUAUGAAAACAAGAUCAAUCUUAACCUCACAUUCACUGGACGGCUAGGUUACUAAGCCCUCAACUGUAAAAUGCUUUAAUGAGAGCACGCAUUAUUGGGCAAACACCGUUCCGCUUUGGCUCUGGUGACCUUUAGCUAUGACUACAUCACUCACUCCUUGUAACUACUGGAGUGGACAUAUCAAAAGUUUGAUAUAUUUUGCUCGGCAAGUGAAUAACAUUUAAUUUACAAUCCAUUGUUAAUUUUACAGGAAUUUAUAGAGACUACAGUGCCACAGUUCUCAAUAAAACUAUACCGGGUCAAGUCUUACCCGGCCAACCAAAACCGAGAAAGCCAAGGAGGCCAUGGACACGAGCAGUGUUUUCAAAUCUACAGAGGAAGGGCCUAGAAAAACGGUUCCAGCUUCAGAAAUACUUAACAAAAGCUGAUCGCCACCAGCUGGCGUCCAUGCUGGGGUUAUCUGACAACCAAGUUAAAGUCUGGUUUCAAAACAGGCGAAUGAAAUGGAGGCAAGACGCUAGAGAAACAGUAGCCUCUGGUAGCUCUGAAGAAACUACGGAAAGAUCAGAGCAGUAG